UUUCUGCGACAUACCUGGAUAUGAUGUCGGUCGAUGUCCCCGAUUUCGGAUAAGACUACAAUACAAUCACAAGACAGAAGUAUUAAUUAAUCCUGUUUGCUAUGUUUUUCGUGACUGAACAAUCAUGCUUCAGUCAAAUUAUUGACUUUCCAAGCAGUUUAUGAAGAAGUCUAGGCCUAGCCUAGGUCGGCAAAAAAUUGCCAUCCUGCAGAAAUUGUGGCUCUGCAAUAUGGUCAGAUUGCUGAUUGCCGAUGUGAAAUUCAUGGGCUGCACGAUAUCUCAAAAACUAAUCAACUGAUAUGAAUGAAACUUUCGUGAGAGUUUAACCAAGUUACAAGGAAGAAAUUAUCAAGUGUUGUUCUCAACCAAAUUCCAGGAAUUAUUAUGGAUGACAUAUUUACCAGAUGUGUACUGAUUUUUGGCAGUUACCCAUCAUUGGGUAAUGAUCAACUUACUCUAGAUUAUCUUAAAGAAAAUGGAUUCUUCUUGGACAAAUUCAUGCCUAUCUCUGGAAGUAAUCCCAUGGCAUUGGCUAUUUUAAAAGAUCAGAAAGAUUUUGACAAGUUAUCAAAGAAGAACUAUGCAGAUGUUCACUUCAAAAAGUUUCUUACAAUUGAAGAUGAAAAAUCAGAUUUCUGCGCCAUUGAAUUGAGUACAGUCAUUACUGAACUUGCAAGAAGUUUAGAUAGUCGAGAAAUAAAACAAAAAUUGCAGGGAAGUUACACAUGUAGUGAUGGCGGUCUGUUGGUUUUUGGUGACUUGUCUGGUAUUAUGGGUCUUAUAUCAGUGCUAACUGAAAAAGUUGAAGAAUACCUCAAAGCUGUUUACAAUGCUGAGUUUGCAAAUUAUGACACAUCAAUCAAUGACUUCAUCUCACAAAGUGUUGUUGUCACAGGAUUUCCAAUAGGAACAUCUGUAGACAGGAUUAAGAUAGCUUUGCAGAAAAGGAAAGAUGGUGGUGGUGAUGUGGAAUGUAUACAUCCAGUGGGGUCACUGACAGAUAGUGCUAUUGCAGUCUUCUCAGAACGUCAUGUGGUUGAUAACUUGAAGGCUAAAGGAAUAAUGAACACUCUCAGAUUUCCGGAUCACAAACUUCAAAUCAAAGCUCUGACAGACUAUGGUGAUCUCGACCACCAAUAUAUACUUGUCAGAGGUUUCAAAAAACAUGAUGACAUUGACUCGACAAAAGACAAGCUUACUAUCAACCUACAGACGCAGGCACUUGGAGGAGGUGAUGUAAAUGACGUAAUGGUUGGUCAAGCUGGAGAUAUUGCUUUAGUUGAGUUUGAUGAUAACUCAGUUUCAGAUGGUUUGCUUCAGAAGAAGACUAUUACUGCAAAAGAUGGUGAUGUGCUUCAUUUUGGAAAGUCACUGGUGAAAUUUUUCUCAGGAUGUGUUGUUGGCAAAUUCAGUGAAUCUGCUCUUCAGGUUUUUCCAGAAAUCAAGAACACUCUGAACAAGGAAGAAGGGGUGAAAUGGAAAUGCAUUGCCCCAAACGAAUACCUAUUUUAUGCUCAAGACAGUGUGCAAGAGCUGAAAGACUUUGCUGCCAAAUACAUAAAUGAGUCAUAUGAAGGAAUGCAAGUUACAUACAGAAAAAGUGACAUUAGAUAUCCUCCAACAUAUGAGAGAGAACACAUUAAAGAAAUGCUUCCUCAAGCAAUGAUAACAGAAGAACCAGAAAUUGGAAGAUUGCCGAGCAGCGAUGUACCAAUGACUGACGAAAGCAGCACCCUCGAAGUCUGUCAAAUUGAUGAUGUCGCGUAUAAUCUGUUUGGUGAAACCAAGGUCAUAAUACAUCAUGGUGACAUCACAGAUGAAGAUGUGGAUGUGAUUGUAAAUGCUGCGAAUUGUAAUUUAGAACAUGGUGGCGGUGUUGCACUGGCUAUUGCAAAGAGAGCUGGACCAGAACUUGAAAGAGAAGGCAAUGAUAUCAUACACCGCAGGGGCUAUAGACUGCAAGUUGGUGAAGUUGUAGAGACAAUGGGUUACAAUCUGAAAGCCAGGCAUGUCAUCCAUGCUGUAGGUCCAAAUAGACAGUCCAGAUACAAAUUUAGACGUGACUUAUUUAAUACAUUUUGUAAUUGCCUGGAGCAUGCAAGCAAGCUCAAUGCAAAAUCGAUUGCCUUGCCCCUUAUCAGUGCUGGCCUGUAUGGAGGUGACUUGCAGGAAUGUGCAGAAGAGUUGGCAAAUGCAUUAAUUGCCUUAAGGAAUGGUUAUACAAAGGGUAAACAGGUUGGAUUGAAAGAGAUUAGAAUUGUAGAUAAAAAUAUAUAUGUUGCUUUAACUAUUCAGGAUGCAUUCACAGUAUUCACAAGUGAGAAAGCAAGACAAACUGAGAGUUUUGCAACAGAAGAAGAUAUGGAAUGCAUCCAAGGUGAAGUGGAAGGAGAGAGAGCAACCAGUGUAUGUAAACCAAGUGCUGCAUCGCAAGAAGUUAAAUUUACAGAUGUAGAAAACACAAAGUGUUGCCAUUGCAAAAGACCUCAUAAAAAAUUCAUCUUGGAUUGCAAUCAUGUUGUAUGUAACACUUGUUUAUCAACAAUUAGAAAAAAUGCUGGGUCCAAAAAAUGUCCGCAAUGUAAACACAGAAUUAGUGACAGAUUGCUAAAACAUUUUGAAAAUGAUGACACCAGCAGCUCUAGACUAAGAAGCUCACUGGAAGAAGGUGAACGUGAUAGUACGGAGCAGGAAAAGGACAUUUGUGUGAUCUGUCUUGAUGACCUCAGUGAUGACUUCAAGGAACUGAAGUGUAAACAUAAGUUCUGUAAAGAUUGCAUCGAUCAAGCUUUCAAAGUGAAACCAGUAUGUCCGUCUUGUGGAAUGAUUUGUGGAGAAAUGAAAGGCAACCAACCUCCAGGCACUAUGAAUACAUCCGAGAGGACAUGGGAUCUACCAGAUUAUGCUGGAUGUGGAACUAUCGAGAUCAAUUAUCAGAUUUCUUCUGGAAUACAAACAGUAUGUCAAGUAUUUAUUUUUUGACACCUUAAAAAUAUUCACUGGAGUGUUAGAUGCUACAUUAUAAUUAUGAACACCAAUAAUAAAAAAAUUAAUUACUAUUAAUAUUAUUUUAUUGAUAUUUAAUAAGAAAUUAAUAAUGAAUUA
Messenger RNA from Anneissia japonica, 3105 nucleotides. RefSeq lists its product as uncharacterized. The record is from RefSeq and is a predicted model, not a curated record. Lineage: Eukaryota; Metazoa; Echinodermata; Crinoidea; Comatulida; Comatulidae. Bases 385 to 2982 code for a protein of 865 amino acids. The transcript is spliced from 9 exons. Gene Ontology annotation, biological process: Notch signaling pathway; protein ubiquitination.